Messenger RNA from Sinocyclocheilus grahami, 433 nucleotides. RefSeq names its product VWFA and cache domain-containing protein 1-like. The transcript has 3 exons. NCBI's taxonomy places the organism in Eukaryota, Metazoa, Chordata, Actinopteri, Cypriniformes, Cyprinidae. The annotation marks the transcript as partial. The record is from RefSeq and is a predicted model, not a curated record.
AUGGAGCAGAAUGAAUGUGAGUGCCCCUGUGAAUGCCCUCUAGAGGUGAAUGAAUGUACUGGCAACCUCACCAACGCUGAGAACAGUGACUGUUUUGGUGUUCUGGACUGUGAGUGGUGUACGGUGGACAGUGACGGAAAGACCCAUCUGGAUAAGCCUUACUGUGCCCUACAGAAGGAAUGUUUUGGGGGGAUAGUGGGUGCCAAGAGUCCCUAUGUGGAUGGACUGGGCAUUUUAGAUGAGGAGUUGGCUUCGCUGAACAUGAUCAAGAGUGCGCCCGUGGGGCCAGUGGCAGGAGGGAUUAUGGGAUGCAUCAUGGUACUGGUGUUGGCUGUUUAUGCCUACAGGCACCAGAUCCACCGUCGCAGGCAUCAGCACAUGUCCCCGCUGGCCGCACAGGGUGAGUCUGGACACUUUGAGUCUAAAAGUGAAA